AUGGUGGUGACGCUGGUGAGGUGGUGGUGUCGUUGGAGGCCGGGACCACGGGCGGCGGCGGUGCGCCGGCCGCGCGCCGCGUUAUCGCCGACGAACCAUCGGGCGUUAAGGUAUUCGUAG
This is a messenger RNA of Colletotrichum paranaense, 120 nucleotides long. RefSeq lists its product as uncharacterized. The transcript is spliced from 2 exons. The coding region runs from base 1 to 120 and encodes 39 amino acids. NCBI's taxonomy places the organism in Eukaryota, Fungi, Ascomycota, Sordariomycetes, Glomerellales, Glomerellaceae. The record is from RefSeq and is a predicted model, not a curated record.